Lachancea meyersii CBS 8951 is the source of this 969-nucleotide messenger RNA. The record is from the annotation of a GenBank genome assembly. Lineage: Eukaryota; Fungi; Ascomycota; Saccharomycetes; Saccharomycetales; Saccharomycetaceae.
AUGACGAAACAAGUAGUUGCAGCUUUGCAAGUGGGCACUUUGCCCGGCGGAACCCAGGAAACUCUGGAAAAUAUCCUUUCGUAUGAGGAGGAAAUCAAGAAAAACAAUGUGUCGCUGGUAGUCAUCCCAGAAGCUACUCUUGGUGGUUAUCCAAAGGGAUCUAAUUUUGGAACAUACUUAGGGUAUCGUUUGGAUUCCGGUAAAAAGGAGUUCGCAGCGUACUUCUCUCAGGCCAUCGAAGUAGGUGCUGGCGAAAGAUACCAUGAGAUCAACAAACUCUGCAAGCUUGCCAAAAACACCGGUGCUUUUAUCUGCUGUGGAUGCAUUGAGCGUGAUGGAACCACGUUGUACUGCACAAUGGUGUACAUUGAUCCAGAACUUGGUUACGUGGGCAAACAUCGCAAGCUCACACCCACGGCCACAGAGCGCUUAGUCUGGGGUCAAGGCGACGGUUCUACGUUGACAGUGGUUGACACGAAAGUGGGCAAAGUAGGCGGGGCCAUUUGCUGGGAAAAUAUGAUGCCUUUGAUGAGACAGGCCAUGUACAAUAAGGGUGUUGAAGUUUGGUGUGCUCCAACAGUAGACCAAAGAGACUUGUGGCGUGUUGUGGUCCAGAACAUCGCUUAUGAAGGCCGACUUUUCGUUGUUAGUGCCGUCCAGUUCAUGCGCAGUGCUACUGAAAUGGGUCUCGGUGAAAUUGCAGACGAAGCCACGGGACAAAGAAGGCUGCCUGGUUUCGAGGCAAACGAGGAUAACUGCAUCAACGGUGGUAGCGUGAUUGUGAACCCCUUUGGCCAGAUUAUUGCCGGUCCACUAAUCGGAAAAGAGGGUCUAUUGUGCGCGGAAAUUGACACUAGUAUGAUCAUCGAAGCUCGUUACGAGCUCGAUCUAACAGGCCACUAUUCCAGAGGAGACGUUUUCAAAUUGACCGUUAAUGAGGCCCCGCACGGUGUAACUUACACCUCAUAG